AUGAGAUCUCUACUAGCCUUGAUAUUUCUCACUGUUGUACUAUCCACAACUGCCCAGUUGGGUUACGGACCCAUCUACCGUCCAUCAUAUGGUCCAUACGGUCGGCCUCUAGGCCCUCACCUUGGUUAUGAACCCUAUAGAUUUCCUUAUCGUCCCUAUAGUCGGCGCAGAAAUGCAAUACGAGGAGCUGUGACUGGAGCUUUAAUUGGUGCUGCUCUUGGUGGAUGA
Messenger RNA from Strongylus vulgaris, 228 nucleotides. The record is from the annotation of a GenBank genome assembly. Lineage: Eukaryota; Metazoa; Nematoda; Chromadorea; Rhabditida; Strongylidae.